AUGGAUAAACACGACAAAGACGAAUUGGUUCAAGCGUUCAAAGAUAUGGAUAAAAAUAACGAUGGAUUCGUGACCUUUGCAGAACUCAAAGAAGGUUUCGGAGCAUCCCCCGAUUUUGAGGAAUUUUUACAGGAAUUAAUGAAAUUAAUGGAUUUAAAUCAAGAUGGAAAGGUUUCACUGGAUGAAUUCAUCAAAACUAUUGAUGCCAUACUUCAAUAA
This is a messenger RNA of Trichobilharzia szidati, 219 nucleotides long. The record is from the annotation of a GenBank genome assembly. Lineage: Eukaryota; Metazoa; Platyhelminthes; Trematoda; Strigeidida; Schistosomatidae.